Aspergillus pseudoviridinutans is the source of this 897-nucleotide messenger RNA. RefSeq lists its product as uncharacterized. The coding region runs from base 1 to 897 and encodes 298 amino acids. The record is from RefSeq and is a predicted model, not a curated record. The transcript is spliced from 2 exons. NCBI's taxonomy places the organism in Eukaryota, Fungi, Ascomycota, Eurotiomycetes, Eurotiales, Aspergillaceae.
AUGUCGGAUCCGCUGUCGGUGGUAGGAAGCGCUGCUGGAAUCAUCUCUCUCGGUAUCCAGGUCAUCGACAACAUCAUCAUUUACUGCGACUCAUGGAAGAGCUACGACAAGGAUAUCAGAGAUCUUGCCCACAAAGCCAGUGGCCUAUCAAAAACCUUGAAACACCUCGAGGAUGUCCUUCAAGGUCGGCAGAAUUUUGACUCGUUGUCUCAGAAGCAGAUUGAAGACUUGAUGACUGCGAGUAAAGUCACGAUUGAGAAACUCAAAGAGAUGACAGGCAAAAUACCUUUUCCAUCUGGUGGUUCGAAAUCGGCCUUCGCGAAACGUGCACUCUAUCCACUGCGGAAGCACACGUUGGUCGAUGCUGCGAGGAUGCUGGAUAGCUUGCAGGCCAACAUCAAUACAGCACUGAGUGUACUUCAAGUGGCGCCAAGUCUGCUACGAGCGGUGCAAGAUGAGAAUUGCUAUGCAGAGGCAGCGCUAAAAGGAGACCGCACAAUGUGUCAGUCGACCUUUGCCCAGAAUGUCCAAAGGUCUCCCGCAACAGCUGCGAACCAUUCACCUGUUUGCGUCUGCCAAAAUCUCAGGAACCAGUCCCAAGUCCUUAAAAAGAAGUUGCAGCUAUGUAGCAGAUUUUUGAGUUUCUCAAUAACACUGACAUUGUCAAUAACCAAGGGAGCUGGUGGCUGUUCAAUCAGUCCUACGCUGACCUACCAAGGAAUCACCCCAUAUGGAUUCAAGGAACUGAUGUAUGCCUACUUUCGCGACACAAGAAAAGGCGAAGGAACAUACUCCGAGUGUUGCCACUACCUCAUUCAGAACAAACUUGUUCGGCCGUCGGACAUCGAAGCAGAUGGGAGCACGAUGUUGGAUGUGAGGUUCUCCCACGGUACAUAG